Messenger RNA from Arachis ipaensis, 1868 nucleotides. Its product is annotated as Rhomboid-related intramembrane serine protease family protein. The record is from RefSeq and is a predicted model, not a curated record. Gene Ontology annotation, molecular function: serine-type endopeptidase activity. Gene Ontology annotation, cellular component: membrane. Lineage: Eukaryota; Viridiplantae; Streptophyta; Magnoliopsida; Fabales; Fabaceae.
AAUGUCUCUUUUGUUCAUUUUCCUUUGUCAAUCAAACAUCAUGAUCAUCAGGGAUUCAUUUGCAAUUAAUGCAAGUACCAAUUUGCAUUUUUCACUUACAAAUUACAACCUUGUAUUUAUAGAGCAAAGGUUAGAGCCUCUCCUCAACACCUUAGACUCAGGUAGCUGGUUUUCAUGGCUGCAUUUCCUAUAGGUUAUAAAACACCAUACAAGGACCAAAACCUAUUGAGGCAAAGGGCAAUAAAACACAAUGACAAAAGGUUCAUGAAUCACCAUGUCAAUAUGCUAAGAUCCUCUUCAAUUCCUGGUCAAGUUAGCAAUAUCUAUACAAAAUGCAUAGCUCAUGGCAGAGGAGCUUUGCAUAGGGCCGCGACGGAAGAAAUACUCGCGGCCGGUGGUAGUCUAGAUUGUCACCUAAGCAUCAUUCAGAGAUGUCAUUCGAAUUCGAAGAGAAGAAACCUUUUCAAAGUUCUGUUUUCAGCAGAGUCUGGCUCCAUUGAGAAACAACUAAGAUCAUUGGAUUCUUACUUUGGAAAACUCCAUGAGCAAACAAAGUUGCAUACUUUUGAUUCGUUGAAUAAAGUGGCGCCGGUUCAUAAUAGAGAUAGCGAAACCAGACCGAAAAAUGGACUAGAGUCUCUUGAUGAGUAUCUUGGCAAAUUGAACAAUGAAGUAAACCAAGAAUCUCUCUUACCAUCAAGUUAUUAUGAGAAUCUUGGUGAAGAGAAUUUAGUUCAGAAACCAAAGUUUAGGAAACCAAAUACUUAUGUGGAUAUAAGAAGAAUCAAAGGCAUAGGUGAUUCAAGGUCUACUAUGGAUCCACUUCAGAAUGAUGAAACCUCUAGUCUUUACCUAAUUGGUAUAUUGGUUUCUGUAAACAUUGCAGUGUUUUUAUUUGAAAUAGCAAGUCCUAUAAGAAAACCAGAUUUCGAGCUGUUUUCGCUUCCGCUGCUAUACGGAGCAAAGAUAAACCAUUUGAUCAUGGUUGGAGAAUGGUGGAGGCUUGUAACACCAAUGUUUCUGCAUGCAGGAAUAUGUCACAUGACUCUCAGUUGCUGGGCCAUUGUAACUUUCGGACCGCAAGUAUGCAAAGGAUACGGUUCAUUUACUUUUUUCUUGAUCUACAUACUUGGUGGAAUAUCUGGCAACAUGAUAAGCUUUCUUCAUACUGCAGAUCCAACAGUUGGUGGCACAGGACCUGUAUUUGCAAUAAUUGGUGCUUGGCUUAUGUAUCAAAUUCAAAACAGAGAUGUCAUUGCAAAUGAUGCUUCAGACGACAUGUUCCGGAAGGCAAUAAUUGUGACUACUCUUGGUUUCAUAUUAUGCAACCUUGGUCCAAUUGAUGAAUGGACACACCUUGGAGCAGCUCUCACAGGCAUGGCAUUUGGGUUUCUAACAAGCCCAAGUCUUGAGCUUAAUGAUGCAUCAUCUGGAGGAAGUGGAGGACAAGAGGAAGGGCUCAAACUUGUUAGAAAACAUGGUGAUUCUUGCAAGUCACUGAUUGUAUUCACCAUAUUCAUCAUUGCAUUAAGCUCUCUCCUUUUCUUUAUGGAGCCCCCACUCAAUGCACUUGCAGCUGAAGACUUGGAAUGCAUGUAGUUGAUGCAUCUUUCUAUACUCCAUCAUGUUCAUUUUUCCAUGUCACAUUUUAGUUUAAAGUUUUGAAACUUUGAGAAGAAGAAACGAAUAUAUAUAUUUUGUAAACAAAGUUUUUGUGGGUAAGCUCACCAUAGUUUGAACGGAGUCUUUACAACAGCAAGAAAGACUUGAAUUCAUAUCUUGACAUCUUUAUGGACAGAAGUGGAUCUAGAAAUUCCAACUUUGGGAGCAAAAUUUAAGUUGAGAUUUUUAAAUGAGUUAAUACUCAA